AUGGCGGACGCGAAGCGGCAAUUGGCGCGCUUCACCAGUUGGUUGGGUUUGGCUUGUGGCGUUCUAUCCCUUGUCGUAUUCUUCUUCUUGAUGCCUGCGGUGUCACCGCGUGUUGUUGUAUACGAUGAAAGCUUCACGAAGGAUUACAACCGUUACACAUGGCGCUUUGCAAUGUUCUCGUUCGUGCCUGAUGUGUUUGUCGACAUAUGGACGCCGUUUGUCAUGGGAAUGAUAUCUAUUUUCUGUCACUUUGGGGAGUUCAACUUCGACUGGAUGUGCAAAACGUAUGCACACUUCUUUGUUUGGAACUUCGUGAUGGCGCUAUUUGGGCAAAUUGGAUAUUCAGGCAUCAUAGGCAUCAUCGCCAGCUCCUUCACUUUCCUCUGCACUCUCCUCAGUCUUAUAUGCGCCUUUCUCGUCAAGGACCAGAGCGCCAAGCUGCAGAUCACGCAGCAAAAAUGA
Molecule: messenger RNA, 462 nt
Organism: Eimeria mitis
Lineage: Eukaryota; Apicomplexa; Conoidasida; Eucoccidiorida; Eimeriidae
Exons: 1
Coding region: 1-462 (153 amino acids)
Source: RefSeq, a predicted model, not a curated record